AUGCCGAACAUAGAGCAGCAGCAGCAGCAGCAGCAGCAGCAGCAGCAGCAGCAGCAGCAGCAGCAGCAGCAGCAGCAGCAGCAGCAGUAAGAAGGAGUAAUUCAUGCUCUAAAAUUGGGGCCAGCCACGCCCUUAAGUUUGAUAGGGUCAAAAGUCUCCCAAGAGACUACAAUUUCGCGUACGCCGUGCGCUGCUUUAACCAUCGUUCUCCAGUCCGUUAUCAAUUAUCAAGCGUAAUGAACUCUCAGUCUCGUAUUCUAGGCUGAGAUUUUACCUGGGUGGGGGCGACCAGAAGUUCCGAUGCAGCGACCCAAAUGGCUGAGUAAGCGUCAGGUAAAGGAUCCACAACGGUGACGUAAUCACGGCCAUUAACGGCUGGGGUGGUGGCGGAUCAACAGGCAAUCGUGGCAUAAAGUACGACCCCCAAUGGUGAAUACCUACGCUGUGAAUUAUGCUAAUCAUGUGGUUGCACGUUGAUGUUGAUCCUUAUAACUACUCCGCUUUUCCUGCCUCCAUUAGCCUUAUUGGCGUUUGCCUUUGCUGACUGGUUCGAGUGAGAAUUUUAAACGUCAUGCCGCCAACAUUCUUGUUCCAGACAUCCUAUCUUCUUCUUCUUCUUCUUCUUCUUCUUCUUCUUCUAGUAAUCGGUGUGCCGGCUAGGAAUGUAAAUAUUAAUGUGCGUGGAAAGGUACGUGCUGGGCAGCAGCCUUCCCUCCGUCAGUUACUUUGGGGGCAUCUUUUUAAUACUAACACCUCCAAACUAAGAAAUCUAGUAUUUCAAAACCUUGACUGAUAUUCUAGUAAGAAUCCCAGGUAUUCCCAAAUAUUUCCUAGCAAAACCAAACUAAUUUGUACCCCAUGAGACUGGUUAGAGCACUCCGAAGAAGAAUUUAAAACGAUUUAAACAGUAUUCAACAGGCUACGAAUACAAAUACCUUUAGCUUUUUGACGGAAGACCUUUAAAGUGGGACUGACGAUAAACUGGCUAUUCUGAUCCCAAGUGAGUUACCUGGUCUUUUCUCAAUAAUGCAUGCGCAAAACAUUUUUUGUGAGACUGUGCAGUUUUUCUUCUGGCUAAUUCCCAUAAUAAGUGGGGGUUAAAUUCAGAGUCACUUUGCACGAUAAGACGGGCAAAUGGCAAAAAUAUGAAUCUGUGACUUGCUACGUAGUUUAAACUAUAUAAUCCACUUUUUUAACAUGAUUCACCCAUAGGACACCCGCUAACACCAUUCUCGUAUUAAAAGUGGUCUUGUGUUGAAAUGCUGAAGGAGCGGGUGUGUGGUUCUUUCCGACGCAGUACUUACAUUUGGCAAAGAAUAUUUGGUCGGGAUUUUUAGCUAGAACAAACUGACAUCUCUCGGGAACUUGCACAGAAGCGAGGACAGCGACCCUUAAUUCCAAUAAACAGUUUAAUAAUGUGUGUGUGGCAUAACUUAUAGAAUUUUGUGAUUGGGAUCUGAAUGGUCAGCGAAGAAUAUGUGGGCUUUUGUUUCUCUUGCUUAUUAAAUCCACUUGAAGCGCAAAUGAUAUUUUUAUAAAAAGCUAUUUUGUUUAAAAAGCAGAAAAUUCUGGCAAUAAAUGACGUUUCCGGAGGAUUGUCCACGCUGCUGGUUGACAAUGAACAAAGGCGCCUUCUGCACACAUUUAAUCGUGAAAGGACAUUCAUAUUAACUAUAAAAUUUUGCAUUGAUUAUCUUCUAAACACAUAAAACCCGACUGCGCGCCCACUAAUAACAGAUGAAGCCAAACAAAACCGCAUAUACUUGAAAGUUGAGGUACAUUUUCAGUUUUAAAGUUCUUUACUGUAAACCGAUUAUGUUUUCUGCCACAAAGGGUGUAAAUAAUGCUGACAGGCAAUUGGUUGCCUUAAAACACGGGAUUGUCACUGCAUCGACUUUGAAAGGAUACGGAAAUUAUUAGAGAAAGGGAUGCCGCAUGGGUCGUCAACAAGUAAUUUUAAUAUUCGCAGGUCAAUUUCCGACAGAUUAUUAACAACAGGACUGGCUCUGUGGAAUGCAGUGGCUGUACAAAGCGUUUAACAAAGAGACGGUCUUAUCCGCUGGACCUAGCAAACUUGUCAUCGUGUGCCUUUUUAUACUAUUCACAGAGAGCAUUUGUAUGUCGUCCGCAGAAGGUCACGAACACGUUAUUUCAAAAUUCGAAUCUAACAAGGAUAUGUUUUUUAUUUGCUCAGGGUUUUUUUAAUCACAGGCAGUCAUUCAAAAAGUACGUUCUCUUCUUCGACAUGGUCUUGUUUUUGGAAAAUUCGACAAAGAUGAUAAAUGUUGCCAUAUGCGGAAUAACGUUCCACUGGAACACAUUUUGCCAGCCGUGACUUUCAAGAAAGGUUGACGACUGAUUAUUUCGAUGGUGGUCAAAUUUGGGCAACGAUCAGUCAGGCGAUUGAGAAGGGACAUUUUUUGCAAAAGCGUAGGCUUCAGUAUCAUUAAUACUGCCUUCUUUAACCAGAAAAGGUCAUCUUUCACUCAUCUGGAUGUCUUUUGAAUUUGGAAGGCAAAAUAAUUCAGCCUUCUAUCAUUAAGCUCUUCCUGGAUCAUUUGUUAACCCAAAAGGAACCUUGGGGUUUUCCUUUUGGAUUAAAAGCUCGGAUAUUGAGUUACUUGGAAAAUGUUCGCAUACGGGAGGCAGAACGUGAUCUACACGAUGUUGAUAGGGGGGCGCUCACUGACGCUGCACUCUUCAAUCGCGUAAUCGUACAGUUAUUACCACAGAAACCUUGAAGACAUACGCUGAGAGGCAAAGAGUUCUGUGCUUCUUAGAAGUUUGCAUGGAAUGAAACUCCAUUCACGGUUUCAGAAAGAUCCAGCUCCGUACGUACACAAACACUUAUAUGCGACAGUGACCUCGAACACCUCCGGUCAGUCGGCACACAUAUCCCUCGAUUAUGUGGUUUACCUAAGAUCCAUACCGAAGACCUAACGGUUCGUCCGAUUUUAGAUAUGCGGAAAUCUCCGUAUCGUGCGAUAGCGAAGUGGUUAGCAGAGAAACUCAAGUCCAUACAACAUCAGCUGACACCACGCAGCUAUCGAGAUAUCUUCCAUUUCACUGACAACAUUAACGACCUCAACCUUGACAACAUGAUGUUCUCACUAUACGUUACAUUACUUUUUGCAAACGUCCCGGUCACCGAGGCAGUUGAUUACAUCUGUGAUUUUCUAUCUGCCAAUCAGCAAGAAAUGGGAAUGCUGACGAACACAUUUAAGGAACUGUUAAUAAGGUGCACAUAAAAAACGCAAUCCCCUUUGACAACCAACUAUAAAUAACUAGACGGCGUUACUACGGGCUCGCCUCUUGGACCUCUCUUAGCCGACGUCUCCGUGGGCAAAAUGGAGAGAUUUCAACUUGGCGAAGCGAUUGAAAAAUCCAAACAUUACGGUCGCUACGUUAAGGAUAUCUCUGCGAUCUCCACCACAGAAACCGACGUUGCUGCCUUCUUAUAUGCUGUAACUGGAGCUGCUGCUCAAAUACAUGUUGAAUAUGGAAUCGGCCGGUUCGCUUCCUUCUUUAGAUGACUUUCUAAACGGGAGACCUGACGGUAGCAUCCGAAGGAGCGUCUAUUGGAAGAAAACCUGGUCUGGACAAUACAUGAACUUUGCUAGUUUCAUACCUCUCCAACAUAAACGAAUUCUAGUCAGGUGUUUGGCAUAAAGAGCUAGAAAAAAUUGUUUAACAGAUAGUAUCGACGAGGAACUUAGAAAAAUCCAGGACUUGGUUCGCGCAAACGGGUAUCCUGACAGGUUUAUUGCAAAGAACAUUGCCGAAUGAUCUGCAAAACCCACCACACUGACCACCGAAAAGAAAACUGUGUUCUUCAAAGUUCCUUUCCAAGGAGACGUUGCGAAUGUACUUCUAAGAAGACGUCUUGAUAAAGCUAUCUCGAGAACCUUCCUAGCAGCAAGGGUUCGCAUAUGGUUCUCUACUAACCCUAUUUUACGCGGAGAAGGCAAAGCUAGGCUGUCACCACAGACCACUUCAUUGUGAAUCUACUCAUUCACUUGUUCUUGUGGAGCAAGUUAUAUCAGUCGUACGAGUCGGUGCCUUUCCAAACGAAUACGAGAGCAAAAGGUGAAGCUAGGAGAAUAGACAGCGCCAUCCUUGCGCAUGAAGUGGAUUCAAGGCAUCGUGUGGACCCCACGGAAACAUUUCGUGUGAUUUAUAAAGUCCCCUCGAGCUACCCUAAGCUACUGGGCCAGCGCCUGUUAGCAACAGCAGAAGCGGCCGCCAUCAGGUUACGAAAACCGACCCUAUGCGCCCAGAAGAACGCCGUUCAGGCUCCGCGCUUACCGUGGUAAUGGGUUGACUAAUCACAUGCGACUUUCCGCGUCCAUCCGCUCUUGUCUAGCCUGUACUUUAAAACUAACGCUUAUCGAUUUUUUAAAUCACUUUACCCCGUUCCCAUAUAACAGCAUCGGCCUGAAGAGAAGUUAUCGGAUGCAGCGUUUGUUCGCAACUCUGUCUUCUGAAUACUGGUAUAAGAAUGUAUUUACCCUCUCUUUGUCGGCAAUAAACCCGACAUUGUCUUAACAAUCCCUAUUCGAUACCACCCUCAUCCAUAUUUUCAAGCGUCUUUCGAAAUGAUAUGUUUACGUUCUAAAGUCUAUAACUAUGCUGCUUCCAAAAUAAUUUUAGUUUUAUAAUUAUCUGUGUUGCGAACCAACACUUCGCAAUUGAUGCUUAACCUUUAAAUUUACUAGUACCCGUAAACCCUGCUGUUUCUGCUUGUUUUCAAUCUUUUACUAGAAAACGAAAUGUUCCACAAAAAUGUAAAUCACAGCAGCUAAUCCUUGUCUUAGACGUACUACGUAAUCUAAUAUGGUGUCUGGGUAACCAGUCCGUAAGGCGGCGUUCAAUUAUCGUAGCCUAGUGAGUUGUAGAUUUCAAAAACUGUAUACGUUAAGUAGAAAGUUCGUUGACUUUUCUCCAACCUCGUGGUGCGCUAGCCACUUCACAUUUCCGAAGCAUUCUCUAGCGAAUUUUGAUGCAAGUAACGCAACCGUCAUUCAUACUCGUAUUACUACAGCAUUUCAUCAGCCGAACAAAACAGGGGUUGUUUAUGUUAACUGACGACAUAUGCUGCCCAUUUUUAUAGCCAGAGCCGUCUGUCAAGGAAAUCUUAUCCACAUCAAGUUACUCAAGCUCUUCCCCAAGAUACGAAAGUUCCCUUCGUCCUUCGGUCUUUCGACAUGGCGGGAUCUGCAUAACCAGUUGUUUCUUCCGAAAAACGCCCCCAUUCGUGCUGGUUAACGCAAGUUGGGAAACAUAUGUCGAUGUCUGUUCUCUGAAGGUCACAGUCGUUCUCGCAUCUAUAAGAAGUUAGCCGAACAUACAGAUAGUAUAAUAUUCAUCUUUAGGGAAAUCACGUCAUGUGACGAAAAAAUUUGGGUAGUAUUCUGAGGGCUAUGCGAAUGCGAUAUCCGGGAAUUGGCGAAUAGGUCUUUUAUGGAAGUAUUUGAGCAUGACACAACGGACACCUAGGCAAUCAUUCCCGGCUCACAGACGGUCAUAUAUAAGUAGAAACCGUGGAUAUUCUCCGUCGCUCCCUUCGUACAUCAAGUAAAGUACCAUUUGAUCUGGAGGGCUGGCAAGACGUCAGCAUGAUUUCUGUGCCAUUGGUUUUUGUAGGUAUACAAAAAUUCUGGAAACGUUGCUGUUAAUAUAAAUUGCAAACUAUUCCCUACAGCGCAGAAUUGUGAAGUACAUCAGCGGAAAUUGAAAGAAAAACUUUCACGAAUGAAGGCAAGAUUCUGAGUUCCAGGUGUAUGCAUAAGUGAGGAAAAAGAGUCGAGCACCGGAACACUUCGUUUACUGUCCUGAGCUUUCAAACUCGUGCAGGAGCCCAUCGUCAGAACAAGAACAGAAAAACUUUCACCAGAAAAAUUAGACCAUUGUUACACAUAAUGUCCGCUGCGUGAGAACAGGGACGGUGACAUGAGCGUGAGUCAGUUGAUAGCGACGGUAGACUUGCGCAGCAUUUAUCGCACUUUCUUCCCCUCCCCCAUCCCAUCUGGGCCCGGUGUAAAGACAGAGUAAAGAAGACGGCAGGCAGGAGAGAGCGCCGGUUGCUGGCACGACGAGCACCCGCACUAAGGCGUACCACCACAGCCCCUGGUUUACAAAGCACACUGACCAGAAUUUUAUCUUGAAAUUCACGGCGUACUUUGCUUAAUGCAUAGCCCUCCGGUGUCGCUUGUGUGGUUGACGCGUACCCGCAUUUUGCAGUCACCUGUGUUGCCCCGCCCUCCUUGAUCGCGGAGAUAAUUGGCGACCCCGGUUAUUCUGCGCUGUGACUUUCCACAGUCUAGUAGGUUCUUAAACUCAGAUGGGGCAUGGUAAAUUAACGUGGCGGUUGACGGAACAGCCAGUGAACAUUUAGGUUUCUUUCACCUGCCUGAUCAUCGUCUCGGCCCACGAUCUCGGCAGCAUCAAAUUUGAAGGCCUGUCUCAUAUUCGCGGCAUGGGUUGCAGCCUCCGACGUUCCCUUAGCCCGCAAUCUCAAUGACGCCAAAGUAGAAACUGUCCAGGUCAACCGUUGUCAUCGACAAGGUAGGCCACCGAAACAAAGUCCUCAUGCUGCUCACUGAUCGGGAGUCCUACAAAGUCAGUGACGCCGCCAGUCUAAAACCACAACUGGCGAAGGUGAACGAAACUUGCCUCGGCUAAAGAAGGGAAAGUUUACUACCCACAGAAGCAGCAAUGCGUAAUUCUACGGUCUCCCAAAAGCACAUACAGUGCGUGACUGAUCUGAUGAAAUUUGGACCAAAAUUUGGAAAUGCGUUUUCGAUUAGGAAAGAUUACUUAGGUGGGAUUGUAAUGUUGAUUAUCAAAUGACAUACUCCUGUAUUAUUUCAGACUCGCCAGAAUGUCGAACUUUGAAUGCACCUCAUUUCGACAUCCUAUAGAAGUCACAGUCUGCAAAAAAUGACUAUUUAUGUAGCGUGUAUUUUACAUAUCGGUUUUCGAUGAUCUUAUAAAUGCAAAUAUUUUUUAUAGAAUACACGCACAACAAUAUGCUUUCUUUUACUCGUUUGGUAGAAAAUAACGUUAUCUUUACAGUUUAUGCCCAAAGAAAGCGUAUAUUUAGGUUUUUAAAAAGUUUCCCAAUUCUCGAAUAAUUUUGGACCAGAUCAGGUAUUACAUUAUUAUUUAGCGAUUCCAGUCCACAAGGUGCAUGCUUUCCGCACAAGAAAAAUCAUACAUUCCUCUGUGCCUUUAAGAAGAUACCGUGUUGAGUUCAUAAAAUUUUGCAAUGGAUGUGGACUAUGUUGUACGUUUCAUGAGGAGAAUUGGUAAACGGAGAUGUGCGACGCAGUAUGUAUGGACAUCGUACGGUCUUAAAAACCCCAUAAUUAGAAACUUUUUAAAAACCUAAAUAUACGCUUUCUUUGGGCAUAACCUGUAAAGACAACGUUGUUUUCUACCAAACGAGUAAAAGAAAGCAUAUUUUUGUGCGUGUAUUCUAUAAAAAAUAUUUGAAUUUAUAAGAUCAUCGAAAACCGAUAUGUAAAAUACAUGCUACAUAAGUAGCCAUUUUUUGCAGACUGUGACUUCUAUAGGUCGAAAUAAAAUGCAUUUAAAGGCCGACAUUCUGGCGAAAUACUACAGGAGUAUGUCACUUGAUAAUCAGCAUUACAAUCCCACCUAAGCAAUCCUUCCUAAUCGAAAACGCAUUUCAGAAUUUCGGCCAAAAUUUCAUCAGAUCGGUGGCACACUGUAAGCCAGAUGUUCCCAUACGACCAGUUGUCUUACUUCGAGGCACAAGGGCAAACAGGCUUUCAGGCUGGCUACUACAGAAGCGGAGCUUCCUGGCCGUGGGUUCAAAAACAACAGUGCCCUCAGCAGAACAAUUUCUCGACAAAAUAAACGCAGUUAGAGUCAAACGGAAUGAGGGGAUGGUGCCAUAUGAGGUCAUCUUAUGUUUCGCGCCUAUAUCAGAAACUUUCGCGAUUGAAUGGCUCACUCACUUGUUAAGUCAAAAUCACAUCGAGGAUGAUGGUGAGCCCACAGCUCGGUAUUCCUUGGAACUCAUGCGGCACAUCCUCAAUAAAUUCCUUACCUUCGAAGGGAUCGAGGUGAGCAAUUAAAGGGGACGCCGAUGGGUUCACCAAUUUCUGGGCCUAUUGCCGUGGCGGUUUUGCAAGAACUUGGAAAGCGUUUGUUUGAGGAGUACAAACACAAGUUUCUGGCAUCCUACGUUGAUGACACCCUUGUUAUCCUCGGUCGGAAUAAAAUUGCCUACUAA
Spirometra erinaceieuropaei is the source of this 8260-nucleotide messenger RNA. The record is from the annotation of a GenBank genome assembly. Lineage: Eukaryota; Metazoa; Platyhelminthes; Cestoda; Diphyllobothriidea; Diphyllobothriidae.